Messenger RNA from Ceratosolen solmsi marchali, 4149 nucleotides. It is a transcript of the gene Girdin, whose product is annotated as protein girdin. Gene Ontology annotation, molecular function: microtubule binding; dynein light intermediate chain binding. Lineage: Eukaryota; Metazoa; Arthropoda; Insecta; Hymenoptera; Agaonidae. The record is from RefSeq and is a predicted model, not a curated record. Gene Ontology annotation, cellular component: centrosome; cytoplasm. Bases 32 to 4081 code for a protein of 1349 amino acids. Gene Ontology annotation, biological process: cytoskeleton-dependent intracellular transport; cytoplasmic microtubule organization. The transcript has 3 exons.
AUAUCACAAUAGAUUUUUUUGACUUCUUAAAAUGGCAUCUUCAGAAAUAAAUGACUUUUUAUGUGGUCCAUUAGUAACAUGGUUUAUCAGUUGUCUAGAAGAUUCAAAUGCUUUAACUAAUUAUGAUGAUCUUGUUGAUGGAGUUUUAUUACACAAUGUUUUUCUUCAAAUCGAACCAGAACCUGUACAUGAUAGAGUAAUACCAUCGGGUGGAGACUCAAGAGUACGUGUAAAAAACUUAGAAAUUAUUGUUGAUAAUAUAAAGCAAUUUUACGAAGAGCAAUUAGGUCAUUUACUUCUAACUACACCAGAUACUUUUAAGUUAGGAAGAGAUCCCGAACGACAUGUUGCAGAAGCUAAAUUAUUGUUAUUAUUACUAUUAGGUUGCGCUGUACAAUGUUCAAAUAAAGAAGAUUUUAUAAUAAAAAUUAAAACAUUAAAUGUUGAUACACAAUUAGCAAUAGUUGACUGUAUUAAACAAGUAACAGAUUAUCAGGAUAUUGUAGUAACACAAGAAUCUAUGGAAAAUGUUAAUAUGGGAACAGUAUUUACAAGAGUAAAAAAGUUAAUGCAAGAGAAAAAUGCCUACUGCACAAAACUAAUAAAUAUGCAAAUAGUUAAUACAAGUAGUGAUACUGAGAGCUUUUCAGAUUGCAUUACGAGUAAUAAUGCAAUUGAUGGAAAUGAAAAAAAUGUUUUAUUAGGAAUUGUUCAAGAUAUUUCUGGGUCAGAAAGAGGAGAUAUACCGUCACAAAAAAUAAGUGGAAUGACAGGAUCGUCAAUGACAAGUAAACUAGAAAGAUUAUUUAAUCCUUCUAGUGAUAAUGGUCGGGAUAGUAAUACAAGUAGAGAAGAAGCUCAUCGUUAUGCAGUUGAGUUAGCUGAUUGGAAAUCAAAAGUAAGAAAACAGAGACAAGAGCUUGAAGAGAAGACAGAAGCUUUGAUUGAAUGUAGAGAAGAACUAGAGCAUAACAAAGGAGCACUGAUAAAACUAAGAGAAGAAUAUCAAGAACUAUUAUUAGAGGCAAGAACAGCAAAAUCUUAUAGAGAUGAGUUAGAUGCAGCAAUUGAAAGAGCAGAAAGAGCUGAUCGCUUAGAAACAGAAGUUGCUCGCUACAGAGAAAAGCUGACUGAUAUAGAAUAUUAUAAAAGUCGAAUAGAAGAACUAAGAGAAGAUAAUCGAGUACUAAUGGAAACAAGAGAGAUGUUAGAAGAGCAAUUGAAUUCAGCAAGGAAAAGGUCAGAGAAGGUUUUAGAGUUAGAGUCACAAAUAAUAAAAUAUGAACAACUGCUGAAUGAUAUGGCUUUGGAGCGUGUAGCAGACAAGGAUAAAUAUCAAGAAAUUUGUGAGGAAAAUGCACAAUUACAACGUCUCAUCAAAAGUGUGGCUAGCGAAGUAGCCAGUGGGGCUCUUAACUCUUUAACAGGAAUUGGCUCUGCAAGUGAUUCCGAGGCAGAUCCAGGUGACAACUCUGGAGUUUCCACAGAUAAUAGAUUAUCAGAGCAACUGUCGAAUAAUGCACAAGCCCGAGCAUUGAAACUUGAGCUCGAAAAUCGCCGUUUGACAAAUUUAAUUGACUCUCUUAAAGAGAAAUCCUUCCAUGAGAGUGCCUCCAGAGUAUUGGAAUUGGAAAAAGAUAAGAAAAAAUUGUCUCUAAAAGUGGACUCAUUGAGUGAUAAUACAGAGCGACUGAGCCAACAAAAUAAGGAUUUAGAACACGUUUGUAAACAAACACUCGAAGAGAACAAAAAGUUGCAAAUCUGUUUAUCUAAUCAACGAAAUAAUCUUGAUAAACAGCAACAGGAAAUACAAACGUUGCAGGGAAAACUGACUGAGCUCGAGAGGAGUUAUGAGACGAUGAUUGCUAAGGAGAGACAGCGGUUGCAAACACUUUUGGAGAGUGCUGAAAAGCGUGCUGAGGAUGCUGAGAGAAGUACAUCAAACAAAGAUCGUGAAGUUAAUGAACUCAAACUGGUGAGUGAGAUGACAAGUCGCGAGGUCAAAGAAAAACGGACUGAAAUCGAAGCGAAACUUGCAAUGCUCGAAAAAGAUAAGGAUACUGCACAUCGAGAGAUACAGAAACUACGAGAACUCGUGGAAAUCAAGGAUGUUGCCCUUGACAAAACCACUAAUACCAUCGAGAUUCUUGAAAAAAAGGUCGUUCGUUUUCAGCAAGAAAUUGAUAACUCGGCUGCACAGAUAUUUCGUCUUCGAGAAAUCGAGCGCUCAAGCAAAGAGUUGGAUUCACGCGCUGCCAUUGAUAGGGAAGCUCUUGAAAGUCUACAAUCGAACUUGGUUGCAGAGAAACUGAAUGUACAACAGGUGCACACAACGCUUGAGAAACUUGGACUCGAUGCCGAAAUCGUACGCUCACUGCCGACUGAUGAAAUCUUAGACAGAAUAUCAAAAGUACCGGAAGUUGUGAGUCGAGUAAUUCAACAGCAAGAUGUGUCCAAGGAAAGUAUCAAAAUAUCGACUACACCCGUAGUGCCGGCUCUUAAAACUGACGACCAAGAGAGUCUUCAGGCGCGGCUUGCAAUUCUUCAGGCCAAUUUCGAGAGUCUAUUUUCAGAAAAGGCGAAGCUCCAAGUGCACAUCACACGACUUGAGUCGCAAAGUACUUCAUUAACUUCGCAGCAGUCUGCUUUACAACUGAAGAAUUCUCGAUUAGAGGCAAGCAUAGAUGAACUUACAAAUGAACAUACGGCUUUAGAACGAAAACACGGCGAGUUGAGCAGAGACCAAAAGCGACUGCAGUUAUUACAUGAGCAACUUAAUACCGAAUAUGAGUGUCUAUCACGAGAGAAGGAUACACUUAAGGUCAACUUAAGAGACUCAAAAAAUGAGACGCGAAUAUUACGUGAAUCGACUGAAUGCUUCGAGGCCAAGUGUCUAAGCCUACAAAUGGAGCGUGACGGUCUCUUAGCGAAUGCUAAAAGCCUGGGUAAUUUACGCGGCGAACACUCGAAACUUAAGGAAGACUUCAGAAAUCUCUAUACCAAUACUGAAAGCCUUAAGACACAAUAUCGUAGUCUCCAGGAGGAUUAUCGAAAAAAUAAACUCGAAAACAACCGAUUGAGUCUUAGACAGACGGAGAUGCAGGGAGAGUUGAGUGCCAAAGAUGAACGUCUGGCAAGUCUCGAACUUCAGAUUGGUAAGCUAAAUCAGCAUUGUGAAAUCCUCCUGCAAAUGAAUACGGGCUUGGAUAGUGAUCGUCGCUCUCUCAUGGAUCACGUAUCUCUGUUGCUCAGCCAAUAUCACGAGUUACUCACCCAUGCACUUGAGGACAAAGAGCAUUACCAUACUGAGGAAAAGAUCUAUACAGAUAAAAUGAAUCAUCUACGUCGACAAAAAGAGAAACUUGAAGAAAAAAUCAUGGAACACUACAGGAAACUCGAUAAUUGUUCGACAAAAAAGAAGAGUUUAGGUGCGAGCUUAGUGAGACGUGUCCGAAAAGCCGGCUCGGGACUCUUUAAUAGGACAAAUCGGCGCUCGUCCUGGAGUGCCAAUACUACUCUUUUAUUAGACGACAAUUCCAUGAAGUCAUCAUUCGCGAGCAAUGAAAAAGCUUAUGAUGACGAAGACGGUGACGAGGAUGAGGACAAUGUUGGGGCCGAUCUUGAGGAAGAGGUCACCCGACAGCUUGAAUCUAAUUCCAGUGACGAAGAUUCAAAUGUCUUAGACUCACAACUUGAGCCCGACGCCCUUCGUACCGAUGAUCCUCUCUCUUUAGCACACCCCGGUACUAGGAGAACAGUUUAUUACACGGAUGACGCGUCGCCCUCUUUAACACACACCACCAGUCAAGAAAGACCCGAUACGGAGGAUUCCUCACUCUACCAUCAACAGCAACAGCAACAGCAACAGCAACAGCAACGUCAUCGAAACAACGACACCGAAUCAAGACCACUUCUUAUUUAUAAUAAAGUAUCUGCGGUUAUAAAUGACUCCAUGGCUACAACUUCGACCACGCCCAAAAAAAAUUUGGACGACUCAAAAAACAUUGAUCUAGUAGAUGUAUCCAAUGAUAAGGACCGAAAAACUGCCAAUUCGGUUUGGUAUGAAUAUGGUUGUGUUUGAUCAAUACUAAUACUAAUUAAAUAAAAAUCUUUAUUACAAGAAUUAAUUAGUAUGAACAAAAUUAAUCA